Molecule: messenger RNA, 815 nt
Organism: Chiloscyllium plagiosum (whitespotted bambooshark)
Lineage: Eukaryota; Metazoa; Chordata; Chondrichthyes; Orectolobiformes; Hemiscylliidae
Source: RefSeq, a predicted model, not a curated record
ACUAACAUAAAUAUUUGACAGUCUGGGCGCAGUGGCAAGACAAUGCCUGAACUGGAGAAAACAAUCGGUUUGAUGAAGAAGGUGGUGGAGAGAGUACAGCGAGAGAACGAAGAGCUGAAGAAGGCUCCAGGAGUGAUCUCCAGUGAGAAACAAACCUGCCUUGAAAUGGAAAAUGACAAGCUUAAGUUGGAACUGGAGAAAUUAAAAUUGCAGGUGGGUGGCCAACUAAGUUUGCGUUACGAGUCCAAAACGAAAGGCGUGGAAAAGAUCUUAGCUGAAAAUGAGCGAUUGCGAAAGGAACUCAAAAAGGUUUUAUUCAUUCUCACCUUCAACAACAAUAUGGCCCAUCUCCAAGAUGAUGAAAAUACUCUUGUUGUGAUGCCUCUGAACAUAGCUAGACAAUGGAUCUCUUCAAUAUCUCCUGCUCCUUUAGCAGGGAGAGACACAGCUCUCUGCUUGAUACCUCGCACUUUUCAACGCAACUCUCCGUGCAAGUUGAAGAGGAAAUGGACUUACUGAACCCUUCUCUAGAGUAAUGGAAGAUAAUGCUGGAAAUAUUCAGCAAGUCAGUCAGCAUCUAUGGAGAGAGGAUGGGGUUUUCUUGCAUAUCAUGUCACAAAUGAAGUAAUGUGCCACUAUAUUUAUAGAAUAUUUGUAUUCUAGCAAAUCAAAAUGUACACCAGAUAAAAUCAAAUUGGAAUUGAAAAUGUAAAUGCUAGAAAUAUUCAGCAGGCGAGGAAGCAGUUCACCACCAGUGGAGAGAGAAGCAGAGUUAACGUUUAAAGACUAUGAUCUUUCACCAUCACGGCUGAUGU